Messenger RNA from Ectocarpus siliculosus, 1227 nucleotides. The record is from the annotation of a GenBank genome assembly. NCBI's taxonomy places the organism in Eukaryota, Phaeophyceae, Ectocarpales, Ectocarpaceae.
AUGGUUUCGUCGUGGCAGGCAGCUGCGAGCUCCAACAUCGGGGGCAGACUAAAACAGGAGGACAAGGUCGUGAGCAUACCGAACCUCAACGCGUACAUCCCGGUGGCGACUGAGCUGGACCGGGGCAUCGCGAGGAGCUUCUUUGCCGUCUUCGAUGGUCAUGGAGGAUCUGCCGCAAGCACUUGCUUGGCCAAGACGUUUCAUGUGAAGCUGGCCAGGAGCCCGCUGCUGGCCUCGGACCCGAAGGCUGCGCUGCUGGACGUGUGGCAGUCCAUGGAUGGCGAGGUCUAUCGUGCGCUAGCACAGAAACACCGGCAAAACAACUUGAGGCCGACGAUCAUCGGCGGGGCACAAGAGACGUCGGGAGGGGCGUCGUUUCCAUCGGGGGGGGCUUCGCAGUUUCCCCGGGAUGGGAGCACCGCUACGGUUCUGCUGCUGGUCGGCAAAAAGCUUUACGCCGCAAACUGCGGAGAUUCUGCAGGCGUUCUUGUCAAGAAGGACGGCAGUGUCCAGACCAUCACGAAUAGUCACGACACUCUCAACCCGGGCGAAUACGACCGCAUCAGAAAGCUAGGGGGAUCUUACCGCAAUCAGACUCUGAGAUCCCCGAGAAAAUGGCCAUGGUGCUGCGUGGUGCAAGAUGUGGUCGUCGGAAAGCCAAGGGUGUGCGGGCUGCUGGUGACGAGGGCGUUUGGCGACUUCUCUUGCAAGCUGGGAGGGACCCCCGGCAUCAUCCUGCCCGACUGCGAAGAAAUCUUGGAGCUGACGAUCGAGGAGGAUUGGGCAGAGGUUGUCAUCGCUAGCGAUGGAGUGUGGGAUGUGAUGCAGACGGAGGAGAUGCCGCAGAUCCUGGCCAUGUUGGAAGAAAAGAUCCCGGCAAAGGUCUCACCGCGGAUACCGGCCGCAGCGAAUAAAGACUUCAACAGCAACAACUCAAGCGGCGGCGGCACUCUCGCGGCUUUGGACUAUGCGGCCAGCGAGAGAUACCUCCUGGGGGAGCUGUCGGAGGAGCACAUAGUGACGUCUUUUGGCGACUCGGCCCGCGUUAGGCAGGCGCAGCUGCAGGGCACGUGCGCCAAGCUCGUCUUGGCGUGCGUGAGGCACAGGUACUGGGCACUCCAUCAAGCCGCGGCGGACAACGCGAGCGCCGUCAUCGUAAGAUUCCGAACAAAGCCGGAGCAGGUCCCGGAAACAUGCCCGGAAGAGGCUUCGGGGGACAACCCCUAG